Messenger RNA from Oikopleura dioica, 1806 nucleotides. NCBI's taxonomy places the organism in Eukaryota, Metazoa, Chordata, Appendicularia, Copelata, Oikopleuridae. The record is from the annotation of a GenBank genome assembly.
AUGCGUCAUUCUCGAAAAUCCAAGCGCGAAAUGAAAACUUCUAGAGAUCUUCUUGAUUUUAUCAUAGAACUUUGCGAUGGUUACAAACUUGAAGUAGAUCCAGAGAAUUAUUUACGCGAAAAAAUAAAUGCUUCUCAAUUUUCAGAUGAAGAAGAGUUCUUGGCAGUUGAGAUUUUCUCUGGAAUGGCGCAGUUCAAAUCAAUUCUUCGGAAAAUCUCUGAGCUUCUGUUCUCUUUGGAAGCGAAUUUCUUCAAAAAAGAUCGAACAAAACUAGAAGUGAUCGGCUAUUUAUGCAUUUUCAACGCGGAAGUAGCAGAUUUGAUCUUUCAAUGGCUCGGAACUUUGAAGCAAGAGCAAGGCAUUGCCUUUUUGGACAUUUUUCUUGAAGAAAGCUAUUUGAAGAAACUCAAGAAUGGAUGGAUAAGAAUAAUGGACAAGCAAUUUGUCGAACAAAAAUUGAUUCAGCCGAUCAAGAACAGUCGAAGAAUUUAUCAAGGGAUUCAGCAAAGACUUAUCAAAAAGUCACAAUCGAAUGGAACUUUCAUUAAAAAAGCUCCGACAAAGCCAGUCCCCUUCUCCCGAAAUUUGAACAAAUCUGUCCCUCUGGAAAAGGAAGAAGAAGUUUACGAAAGCCGCACUUUCCGAACAUCGAUUCCAGCAACAACAUACGAAACUCCCGAAAAUCUUCGCGGGAGUUUCGUUCGUGAAAAAGAGCACGAACGCCUCGUCCGAAUUCAGGAGAAAACUAAAGAGAGUGAUCUCAAUGCUUUUUCUUGCGCAUAUGUCGACAAGAGCGACAAGACAAAAGAGCGAAUGCGGUUGAUUUUUGUCGAAGAGCAGCGGAAAUUGGAUUUCAAUCGAAAAUUCGCGCAACCUUCGCCCGAUUUUCCAGAGCCGAAGAAUAAGAAUAAAGAGAAUGCGGCUAGCAUUCUCAGGGCGGGGGAAAUUAUCACGAAAAAAGAGACAGAAAAUCUCCGAAAACUAGAAAUUCUUCUUCAGGGCGGGGCUGAUGAUUUACCUUUCACGGAAUGGCAAGAAAAAAUGCUCGAAAAAGACCGAGAAGAACAAGAAAAUCGGCUCGAAGAAAACAUUCUCGAUGCAAAACUUUCGCGCGAAAUGGCGGUUCUGAAUCACCUGAAAGAAAUUCAACGAAAACACGAUCUUGCAGAUGAUCUGAGAAGAGAAUGGCAAGAGCUUCUCGAAGAAAAGUCAGCGAAAACGGCGAAAGAACGGAAAAUUAUUGCUCAGCGGAUUCAAGAAAUAAUUGAAGCGAAUAAGAACCUGGCAAAUAUAAGAGAACGCCUUGAGCAAGAAAAACACAAAAUCGCAGCUGAAAUCCGUCAACACCGAGAAGAACUUUUUGCCGAAAAAGCGCAACGAGAAGCUGCGGAAAUGGAAGCAAAGAAGCAAUUGAUAUCGAAAAUCAAGGAUUUCCAGCGCCGCGCCCUCGAAGAUCGCCAAUACAAGCUCCAAGUUGAUUUAAUUUCAAGCGCUGGUCAUGGAUUGCUCGACGAAAUGUCCAUCGUUGAGUUGCAGGAAAGACUUUCGAUUCUCCGCGAAGAAUUAAAGAGAAAAGAGGAAGAAAAGCGCGAAGAAAUCGGGAAAAUCAAGAGCGACCGAGAAGAUCUUCUGGCACAAACGAUGGAGAAAAUUGCAAUCUAUCAAAAGGCGAAAAAACAAGAACGCGAUUUCGCGAAUUCGACAAGAAACAGUUCUGUAAAAAGGACUUACUGUAAAAGCGCACGGGCAAAAGAUCUAGAAUCGCGGCUCGCAGCUGCUAGGGCGCAGAGAAGCCAACUUUGUUGA